Messenger RNA from Melozone crissalis (California towhee), 1558 nucleotides. It is a transcript of the gene TMEM9, whose product is annotated as transmembrane protein 9. The transcript is spliced from 6 exons. NCBI's taxonomy places the organism in Eukaryota, Metazoa, Chordata, Aves, Passeriformes, Passerellidae. Gene Ontology annotation, cellular component: lysosomal membrane. The record is from RefSeq and is a predicted model, not a curated record. The coding region runs from base 85 to 660 and encodes 191 amino acids.
GCCAAAUGGACACGCAGGGAGGGCCUGGCCGGGGCCUGCAGGGCGGGGCCGCGCUCGGGCCGGAGCCAGGGCCAGGCUCCCAGGAUGUUCACCCCGAGCUCCCGGAACUCCGUGAGCCCCGUGCUGCUGCUGCUGCUGCUGGGCUGUGUCCUGUGUCCCCCAGCACAGGCCAGCAAGAGCUCUGAGGACAUUCGCUGCAAGUGCAUCUGCCCCCCGUACCGCAACAUCAGCGGGCACAUCUACAACAAGAAUGUGUCCCAGAAGGACUGCAACUGUCUGCAUGUGGUGGAGCCCAUGCCAGUGCCUGGCAAUGACGUGGAGGCCUACUGCCUGCUCUGCGAGUGCAAGUACGAGGAGCGCAGCACCACCACCAUCAAGGUGAUCAUCAUCAUCUACCUGUCUGUGGUGGGGGCCCUGCUGCUCUACAUGGCCUUCCUGGUGCUCGUGGACCCCCUGAUCCGCAAGCCAGACCCCUACACCCAGCCCCUGCACAAUGAGGAGGACAGCGAGGACACUCACUCCCUGGCCGCAGUGCCCGGCCUGCCUGGCGCCAGGGCCAACACGGUGCUGGAGCGGGUGGAGGGGGCGCAGCAGCGCUGGAAGCGGCAGGUGCAGGAGCAGAGGAAGACGGUGUUCGACCGGCACAAGAUGCUGAGCUAGGCCCUGCCGCACCAGGACAGCCCGGCGUCGGAAUGGAACCUCCAGCCCUCCCUGAUCCACCGGCUCCAGAGGGAGCAGCAGCCCCAAGGCUUCCCUGGUGGUGUCCCCUGCCCUUCCCCUGCCCAGCCACGGGGCCCCUGGGCUCUGCUGCCAUGGGACUCCAUCAGCCCACCCCACAGGGACAGGGGCUGGGAGCAGAGCGCUGGGAGCUGGCUGAGUCCUCCUGGGAUAAAAAUGGUGGGAGAAUUUUGAUGUGGGAUAAAUUAUGUGAUGUUUCUCCAGGAUGCAGCAACCGCCUCCUCCUCCAGUAUGCACUGAUGGUCCUUGGGCAUUGUGGUGCUGAGCCACACAGGAACAGUACAGGAACAAAGGGAAGGGGGUUUCUGCCAGUGCACACUGCUGCUUCUGCUUAUCCUGAUGUAAAUGGAGAGAUUUCCAUGCCUCUGGAGUCUGUCCAGGUUUACACCAGCAUAAUUGAGACUGCAGCUUGCCUCUGGGCAUGUGAAUAUCACAAAACCUGUUAGUACCUACAUCAGUAAGAGUCCAACAGGUAAAAAGCUGAUUUACAUUUCUAUCUUUUUGCGCUUUACCCAUAGAUAAAAACUUCCUGGGGUGAAACUUCUUGAUUUGUACCCACACUGGUGACCCUUGGUGUUCUCCCACAGUGGGCAGCAGCAUUUGUGUCCAAGAGAACUGGGGCAAAGGCUCUUCUGGAGCACUGGAAACACCUUUCAGGGCCCUGGGAAGCGGACAUUUGUGCCACUCAGAACACUCCAAGAGCUCUGACAGGACUUGGGCUGUGUGGAGGAAGCUGCAGUGGUUCUGCCAUGUGUAUUGAUCCCACUGAGAAUAUUUGAAGUUUAUGGUGUAGCACCUCCAUAUUAAAUGCAAAGAUCUA